Molecule: messenger RNA, 3030 nt
Organism: Mycetomoellerius zeteki
Lineage: Eukaryota; Metazoa; Arthropoda; Insecta; Hymenoptera; Formicidae
Gene: Xpc
Product: DNA repair protein complementing XP-C cells homolog
Exons: 6
Coding region: 162-2951 (929 amino acids)
Biological process (GO): nucleotide-excision repair; mismatch repair
Cellular component (GO): XPC complex; nucleotide-excision repair factor 2 complex; nucleus
Molecular function (GO): damaged DNA binding; single-stranded DNA binding
Source: RefSeq, a predicted model, not a curated record
UCUCUUGUCACGCACGUGUAAUGUGUUCUCGUCAUUUUUAUAUUAUUGUGUAUAAAUUCAUCUACAUAAUAUAAAUCCUGACAAUUACGUAUAAGGCAGUCAAUCUUUGUUAAAUUGCGUUAUAAGAAAAAUCAAUUUUAAAGACAAGGAUAACACUCAAUAUGAAUGAUUCCGACGAUGACAGUUCCGAUAGCAGCAAUGAUUUCGCCGGUAUCACGCCAAAGGAUGAACUGACAGCGAGUUUCUUUUCAGUAAAACCGGUGACAAAGCCUAACCUAGUAGACUCGAAGGACAAUAGCGAGGAUGAGAGCAGCGACGAUGAGAAUUUCGCGAGUGUGCCCGAGAACAAUAGCAUCGAACUGUUCUCGGAAGUGGUCAAGAAUCUGGAAGCCUCACAGAGAGCUUCUGUCAAUGAUGAGGAGCCCAAACAGUAUUUUUCCAAGUACGAUAGUACACACGUCAAGAAAGAAGUCAAAACAGAAAAGAAGAAAAGUAUAUCUGACGAGAUAAACGCUGUUUUGCUCCAAGGAGAAAGUGGAACACAAGCAUUCCGCGAGGAUGACGAAGACACGAAUGACGACGAGAAACAAGAAGAAGUUGUUAAACGUCCUGAAGAUUAUACUAUACCUAAAGAAGGUGUCCAAAUAACUUUACCCGGUACGAGUAUGAUUUUCAAAAAGAAAAAAGCCAACAAAAAGGAAUCAGAUCUGGCUGCGCUUCUGCGAAAAAAAUUAAAAGCUAAUCAGAUUAUUGUAGAGAAAGCAGCUAGACUUUGUUGGUUGGCAUAUGGAUUUCACUUAAAUCAUCAAGCGAAUGAACCUGAGAUAAUGGCAACAGCAGUAUCUCUCAUAUCAACAAAAAGUUAUCCAAAAGAUAACUUUAGUUUAGAAUACCUGGAAAAAUUUACAAAAUGGUUUAAAAAUAUGUUUACAAUACAAUCUAGUGAUGAUCAAGUCAUUAUAAAUAACGAGACGUUAUUAAAAAGAACCGCGGAGAAGAAAAUUUAUAAUUACAGGGAAUUAGUAAUAUUAUAUGUAGCAAUACUGAGAGGUAUUGGCUUACAUUGUCGUUUAGUAGUAUCUCUCAAUCCACCACUUGUAAAAGCUUAUAAUGAAUUACUGCCUAAAACAAGCACAGUGAAAAAAGAUAGUCAAAUUAAAGACGAAACAAAAGCGAAACAGAUAUCCCCGAACGAAGAUAAGAAAAAUGUGAAUUCAAAGGAAGAUAAGAAAAAUGUGAAUUCAAAGGAAGAGAAGAAAAAUGUGAAUUCAAAGGAAGAGAAGAAAAAUGUGAAUUCAAAGGAAGAGAAGAAAAAAAUGAAUUCAAAGGAAACUAAGAAAAAUGUAGAUUCAAAAAAAGAUCUCAAAAAUAACAGUAUAAUUCAGAAUAACGAAAGUGCACGAAGAAACGCUAAUGAAGAAGCAAAAAAAAGGGCAGCAGAGAUUCUUCGUUCAAAGUAUUCAUAUACUAAGAAAAACAAAGACAAAGUAAAUAGCAAUAUAGUCACACAAGAUAAUGCUUCUACAUCUAAAAAUAUAGAAACAGCUUCCACAAGUUCAAGAAAAGUAGAGUCUGAUCCAUCUCCAAGGCGUUUAAGAUCUAGUAAGCCACAUGAUGUUCUAUCCACUUCAACCAAGCAACAAAAUAAGAUUAUUUCAGAAGAUAACCAAUCUAAAACAAAAAGUUCCAAGAGACAGUCACGAAGUAAUAGUUCGAGUUCCGAAGAAGAAGAAAAGCCGCCUAAAAAAGCAAAAAGGAAAUAUAGUGAUAAAAAUAAAACGGUCAUUAAAUCUAAAAGAAAGAAUGAAAAACAGGAUCAAGCAUCGACAGAUGAAGAAACGGAAAACAAAUUGAAAAAGAGACAAGAUGUAUGGGCCGAAGUAUAUAUGGAAUCUAAAGCAAGCUGGAUAUGUGUAAAUGUUAUGGAUGGAAAUGUAGAUUGUGUAGCUGAAAUAUACAAAAAAGCAAGCAAGCCAGUAUUAUAUGUGAUAGCUUAUAAUUCGGAAAAAUUAGUAAAAGAUGUUACAAGACGUUACUGUCCACAAUGGCUUUCUGUCACACGUAAACAGCGUAUUGAUGAGAAAUGGUGGAUUGAGACUUUAAGUUAUUGGCAAGAAAGGGAGACGACCAUGUCUAAACAAGAAGAUGAAUUACUAUUGCAAAAGGAAUUGGAGCAACCAUUGCCUAAAACCGUUGGCGAAUGCAAAGGGCAUCCAUUAUAUGUUCUUGUCAGGCAUUUACUCAAAUACGAAGCCUUGUAUCCACCAGAUUGUGUACCAUUAGGACAUUUGAAAACAGGCGAAGCUAUUUAUUCACGGUAUUGCGUAUAUACGCUAUCCUCACGAGAAACGUGGCUAAAGAAAGCUCGAGUAGUUAAACCGAAGCAGGAUCCUUACAAGAUAGUUAAAGCACUUCCAAAAUAUGACAAGCUUUCAGGUAUGAGAUUGAAAGAUUCUGCAUUGGAACUAUUCGGAGAAUGGCAAACUACAGACUACGUUCCCCCAGAAGCUAAAGAUGGUAUUGUACCUCGAAAUGAAUAUGGAAACGUGGAUUUAUUUAAAAAAUGUAUGCUUCCAAAAGGCACAGUACACAUAAUCCUUCCAGGAUUAAAUCGUAUCGCGCGGAAAUUGAACAUAGAUUGCGCGACUGCUGUAGUGGGUUUCAAUUUCGGUUGCAUGGGUGCUGUACCAGCCAUUGAGGGCUAUGUUGUGUGCGCUGAAUACGAAGACACAUUACGAGAAGCUUGGGAAGCAGAACAAAUUGAAGCGGCUAAACGAGCUGCUGAAAAGAUUAAGAAAAAGGUUUACGCCAACUGGAGGAAACUUAUUAGAGGUUUACUCAUUAGGGAGAAACUACAGCAAAAAUACAAUUUUAGAGAAGAAUCUAAAGAACCGUCAAACAAACGUCCAAAAUCACAAAAGGAUGCCGUAAAGAAAUCCAAAGCACAAUAGAAUACAAAAUUGUGUGAUUAAUUUAUAUACAUAUUAAUUUAAAAAUACAUAUUAUGUUUAAAGAAACCAAUGUAUAAAA